This is a messenger RNA of Annulohypoxylon maeteangense, 2433 nucleotides long. RefSeq lists its product as uncharacterized. The record is from RefSeq and is a predicted model, not a curated record. Gene Ontology annotation, cellular component: fungal-type vacuole. Lineage: Eukaryota; Fungi; Ascomycota; Sordariomycetes; Xylariales; Hypoxylaceae. The transcript has a single exon. The coding region runs from base 742 to 1815 and encodes 357 amino acids.
GGUUCAGCCCAGUCAAAGUGACUAGCGCCUGCGGUGCGCUGUGCUACGAGGUCGUACAGCGUCGCUGUGGCCUGCCAAAAAUUGCCGAUGGCGUACGAGGUACAAUGUACUAUACAUCGUACUUGGGAUCAUCUGGUAUAUAGUUCUGCUAGCGUGACCAGGAAAACUAUGUACCAGUACUAGCGCGGAGGUAGUCAUCGACGCGAGCCUUUCCUCGUCUCGUCUUCCUCAAUUUGCUUUUUUACUAGGCAGGAACGCCUGUUUGGUGUUUGCUUAUUUUAGCCUCUCCUCCUAUUUCUUGUUGGUCCCCUCCGUCCCUCCGCAAACUCUCACUAAACAUUCACCAAGCAACGAAAAGGUGGGAGGUUUAGGAAAGUCUUCAGCAAGCAACAAAAAAAGCAAUGCAACAAUCGUUUUAAUUUGUGUAUCAUUCUAGUCUAUCACUAGACAUUAUUCUUUUAUUACUUUUUAGAACCCGAUCCGAUCUUUUUGGUGUCCCCUGUUCCGGGGCGCUCCGUUUCCUCUUUCGUAAUUGAGCUGAGUCCGAUGAAUACGAAGGGUCCAGGUCAUCUCGUUUUUCUCUGAGCCACACAACAAUACAGAGAGACAUUAUCCAUCUCGACACCAUUCAUCAUAACCAGUUCCAUUAAAGGAUUUCCAUCGCGAUUGCGCAUCGAAUAUAACGUCGGGAUCUCUUUCGCUUAAUUAUUUAUUCGAUCGCAUCGCGUGAAUUCGCCCACCAUGCGCCCGCAACCGAUUCUAUUCGCCGCAGUCGCCCUGUUGGCUUCUAACGUCAUCGCUCAAGACGCAACCACCACCACUGCUGCGACAUCGAACCGAGAUACCACUACGAGCGCUGCAACCACCACUGCCGCUUCGACGACUACAGACAGAACGACCGCGGAAGAAACCACCACUAGUGAAAACACUUCUUCCGCGGAAUCAACGACCAGUGAUAGGACAUCAAGUGACCGAACAACAACCACUGCUCGUAGCACGACGACCGAUGCGUCAUCGACUGAUAGUGUUCCAACUAUUACCUCAACUUCAUCUGAGCCGCUUCCCACUCUUUCCGGCCAGUACAGUUAUCCCGCUCCCAGUGUACCUCCGACGAACAAUGCUCCGUUCAUGCAACCCUCAAGUGUGCCAGAAGGCACUGUGUUUAUUGCCGUUGGAGCCAUCUUAGGCGCUUUUGGAGCCGCCGUCCUGAUAUGGCGGGCUGUUGUCGCCUGGCUCCUGCAUCGGAAUGUUAAGAAGGCGGCGUUGGCUCAGCAAGUUGCUAAUGACAAAGCUACCUUCCAGCCGCCCCCACCUCCGUUCUAUAAGUACACCGAUCAAGCAUCGUCGGCUUCUCUUGGUGGUUCCGUGCCGGGACGAGGAGUGCGGAGAACAACGCGAGGACCUAUUCCUUCAUCCACCCCCAGCCAGUCCAAUCUCUUCUUUUCUCCUACUGCUCCAACUGCGUCCAGUAACGGUAAUCGUGAAUCUCGUUUCCUACCCUCUGGUUUCUAUGCCGCCGGGGCGGGAUCUCCACAACAGCAAGGUCAUAAUCACUCUAUCAGUCUGACGAACCUUCGCCCUGAUUCGCGUGGUCAUGGACGCCCUCUUGGACACACCCCACCCGAAUCUCCUAGUCUAGCACCCCGUCAAGAUAUGGCACGACGAAAUAUGAGUGCAAGCUCGUUGAAUCUCAACCGGCCACCUAGCGGACGAGCGCCGAGUGCCUUUUUGGAGGACCUAUUGGAUGACCCUCAAAACCAAUUCCCACCUCCUGGCCACCCGAAUACCUGGAGUCAAGCUCAAACCCGGCAUUAGUUAUCCAGCAAGAGGUCUUUUUCUUCGACGGAGUCCGGACUAGGAGGUCUACGGUGUUAGGGUAUUUUACAAAUUCUUCAGUGCAACAUAUUUAAAAGCAUUAUCGAGGCACGAUAUAGAGAAGAGGUCGGGUGGAUCAGACCCAGUAGAGUAGUGGGUGGGGAGGAAAGGAGUAGAGUCCUACACCCGGCGGUGAGGACAGCCCGUUCGGAUCUUGCCUGCCGAGCAAUUGCUUCUUGUAAAAACAACGCGUGUUGUAAUAGGCAUCAGAGUUGGAGUUACGGGUACGGUGGUAACUACUUUUUAUGGGCUUUUUGGCCUUUUUAUAAGAAAAAGGCACACAACAUUAUAUCUACGUCAUAUAUCUAUCGCCGAAGAGUGCAGUACAUAGUCUGUUCGCUAUCCAAUAAUCUUUUCCCCGGUUCUGCGUCCAACGACCGAGUCCCGAUGUCAUUACCUAUCAUACCUGUCAUACCUAUGUACCUAUCAUGCGGAGUUCAAGUCCGCCUAUCUAAUCUUUCAAUGCUAAUCUAUUGAUACCUGCUACAAAUACGCGUGUGUCUGUACUACACGAAAACUUGAAUUUCUCGGAGAUGUUUUACUGCCCAAGGUUAUCGG